UAAUGACAACCAACGCAAAUAUUAACGAUCAUACACGAAGCUCAACAUAGCUCUUCGCCUGAAUAAAUUCAUUAAUAAUAUGCUGGUAGAUUGUACGUUUACUUUGCGUGUUCAAAUGACACAAUUGGCGUUAUUAAAAACAAGUUGAGAACGCGAUCAGAGGCCGUUGUUAAUCAUUACACACUGGGGCAAGCGCACGCGAAAUGAGUUAUAGCCAAUAAACGCUACAUUGUGUUUAAAUGAUCAAGAAAACACUGCCGUCAGCGGGGCUCUGUUCAUAUAAACAUCCAAUCAGAGCGCGCCGUUUAUCCAGACACAGGAGAACUGCACAGCAUAGAAAGUAGGCCACCAGCGUUUAGUGAAUAAACACUCGCGAUCACCCCUUUCUGAUACCACUAGGAAGUAGUUUCUGGUCUGGGAGGUGGGCAACGUUGAUUUCUGGAUAAUGUUAUUCAAGGUAUGGGACAGAACAAGAGCCAAGAGGAAAUUCAUCGUUGCUGCGAGUCUAAAUGAACUGCGGCAAAAAGGGUGUGAGAAGUUCGGUGUGGUCCGUCCCAGGGUGGUCACUGAGAGCGAUGGCACAGAGGUGGAGGAGGACGAGGUGCUGGUCGAGUUAACCAACGAGGUCCUCAUCAUAUUAGGGGACGCGGAGGUCUGGGAACCACCGGACGCUGCGGUCACUCCAUGUCCAGCGCGGAAUGUUAAGGACAAUCCAGUGUCCACAACUGUGAAGACGUGGUCAGCUCCAGCUCCCGUUAUCCCUCCGCCAAGACGACAAAGUCCCCAGAUCAAGAGACCCGUGCAGACACCUCAAGUGAGGGUGACAUGUGCCGCGACCACACGGCGUUCACCUCGACGACAUCUAGGUGUCACUAAGAGAGAUACAAUGCCGGUAAAAGAGUGCAGGAAUGAAGAAGUGGUGUUGCUGUCUGACUCUGAUGACUCUGGAGACGAGGUUAAGAACAGCACUGGCACAGGUAGCCCUCUCACUAGUCAAAGACGGGGACCCCCAGGGGCAGUACCCACCAGACCACCCCAAACCUCACCGGUCAGCGGAAGUCUGGACCACGGUCAGUUGACCAGAUCUCAGUCCAGUCAGGGUAGUGUUGGAGACGGCCCUCUGCCCACAGAACAUGAUGUCGGGGUCCAGAACUAUAGCGGAAGUGUCACAGCUGACGUCACCAAGGACCCGGAUGAGUUGGCACUACCAGUGUUUUCUUAUUAUGUGGAGGCAUCUCUGAAAGCAGGCAAAUCGGAAGCAGUGUGGCACCGCCUGGUCCAGGAGUCAGCACUGUUCUACACCACACACUAUCCACGCCGUGUGAACGACGCCACCGAGUAUCGACGCAUUGGGAAAACCAUGUAUGAGACGUAUCCGUGUAUAGGACACGAUGGACAGGAACCUUGGUCGCUAUUUGUCAAGUGUUUGAGUCAGCGAAUACGUCGUAUAAGAUGGGAAAGGAAAAAGUUUGCCGACAGUGUAACCAAACCUACCGGAACGAGCCUUCAACCAAAAGAAUCCGCUGACCACAUCAACAAAACAUCGUCUCUUUCCGGUUCGAUCCGAACAUUCCCGGAAUCUACCGCCAUUUCUGAUCAAGAACCGGAACCCAAGUUACCGAAAAUUUUAGACAUAAAAGGCUUGGAUAAGGAGGACUGUAUACACAGGUGGAAAUACAACAUAACCGAACAAACGCUUGCGGAGACGGACGAUAAACAGCCGGACUUGUACGAGAACUUACCCGAAGAAUGCCGGAAACAGAUCGAGGAAAUCCGAGUGGCUUGGAACACGAACGAUAUAAUUAUCAAUGCGAACCACGUGCAAGACGUGCUGUCCACCACUUAUGAAAGUCGACAGAAAUGGAUACGAGUGUUAAAGACGAAAAAGUUGAAAACCAUCUUAAAGCUUUACCCUUGUUUUGAUAACGGGGAUUACCUUCUUUUCGAAAUGGGUUUAAAGUUUGGGUCUGAAGAGUAUGAACGAAUAAGACGCUUGUUUCCCGUUUUCAUUCGUGGAUUACAACAGUUGGCGAUUGAAGACCUAAAAGUGUCUGACGAUGACGUCUUCGGCAUGGUC
Molecule: messenger RNA, 2077 nt
Organism: Lingula anatina
Lineage: Eukaryota; Metazoa; Brachiopoda; Lingulata; Lingulida; Lingulidae
Biological process (GO): regulation of apoptotic process; apoptotic process
Source: RefSeq, a predicted model, not a curated record